CCUAAUCAUUUCUCUGCCUGGUUUGACGGUUUGACCCCUCCCUUGAGAGAGAGUCAGAGACACAUAACUGCGGGUGCUGCUGCCUUUCUGGGGCGUUUCCUCCGCGGGCUGAGGGGAGUAAGCUUCAAGUCCAAAAUAAUGUCGGAAUUGAAUUGAGUAAACUUGAAAAGUUGAAGAUGGUGCACAGCGCUUACGACUGUGUGGAGCUGGUUGCCGAUUGCCCUUCCAAGAUCGAUGCCGUCGAAUCCUACGGCUCCAAGCUCCUCGCCGCAUGCUCCGAUGGAUCUCUCCGCAUCUACUCUCCCCAGUCACACUCACAACCCUCCGAUCACCACUCUCCCCUCCACCAAGAACCUUACGCGCUCGAGAAGACCCUCGCCGGUUUCGCCAGGAGGCCUCUCAUCUCCAUGGAGGUCCUCCACUCCAGGGAGCUCCUCCUCUCUCUCUCCGAAUCCAUCGCCUUCCACCGCCUCCCUUCCUUUGAGACCUUCGCCGUCAUCACCAAGGCCAAGGGCGCCAACGCCUUUGAUUGGGACGAUCGCCGCGGCUUCCUCUGCUUCGCUCGCCAGAAGCGCGUCUGCAUCUUCCGACAUGACGGUGGGAGGGGAUUCGUGGAGGUGAAGGAGUUCGGUGUUCCGGACGUGGUGAAGUCCAUGUGUUGGUGCGGUGAGAAUAUCUGUUUGGGGAUUCGAAGAGAGUAUGUCAUUCUCAACGCUACAAACGGCGCUUUAUCUGAGGUCUUCACUUCCGGUAGACUUGCGCCACCGCUAGUAGUUUCUCUCCCUUCCGGAGAGCUUCUUCUCGGAAAGGAGAAUAUUGGGGUAUUUGUGGACCAGAAUGGGAAGCUUCUUCCAGAAGGUAGGAUUUGUUGGUCGGAGGCACCCACGGAGGUUGUAAUUCAGAAGCCAUAUGCGGCGGCUCUACUGCCAAGAUUUGUGGAGAUUCGAUCCCUCCGUGAUCCUUAUCCGCUGAUUCAAACAGUUGUUCUUCGAAAUGUUCGCCAUAUCCGACACAGCAAUAACUCUGUGAUACUUGCUUUAGAUAAUUCUAUACACGGCCUCUUCCCUGUUCCUCUUGGAGCCCAGAUUGUCCAAUUAACAGCAUCCGGAAACUUUGAGGAGGCCUUGUCAUUAUGCAAGCUCCUUCCACCUGAAGAUGCAAGUCUGCGUGCUGCAAAGGAGGGGUCUAUUCAUAUUAGAUAUGCCCACUAUCUUUUUGAGAAUGGGAGCUAUGAGGAGGCAAUGGAACAUUUUCUGGCAUCUCAAGUAGAUAUAACCUAUGUUCUUUCUCUAUAUCCGUCCAUUAUCCUUCCAAAGACAACUAUUGUUCAUGAGCCAGAGAAGUUGGACAUUUAUGGGGAUGCUUCAUAUCUCCCCAGAGGUUCUUCAGGCUUGUCAGAUGAUAUGGAAUACCCAUCAACAUCUCAUAUGUUAGAAUCUGAUGAGCAUGUGGCACUUGAAUCCAAAAAAACAAGCCAUAAUAUGCUUAUGGCACUAAUAAAGUAUUUACAGAAGAAGAGAAAUAGUUUUAUAGAGAAAGCGACUGCAGAGGGAACGGAAGAAGUUGUUUUAGAUGCAGUUGGGAAUAACUUUGCAUCCUACAAUAGAUUUAAGAAAACAAACAAGGGACGUGGUAGUAUACCCAUUAGCUCCGGAGCUCGGGAGAUGGCUUCAAUAUUAGACACUGCUCUACUCCAAGCAUUGCUUCUUACUGGACAAUCUUCUGCUGCUUUAGAGUUACUGAGAGGUCUUAACUACUGUGAUUUGAAAAUAUGUGAAGAAAUUCUUCAAAAGGGAAAUCAUCAUGCUGCUUUAUUAGAACUUUACAAGUUCAACUCAUUGCACCGGGAAGCACUUGAACUUCUUCACAAAUUGGUGGAAGAGUCAAAGUCUAGCCAGUCAGAAAUUACCCAUAGGUUUAAGCCUGAGGACAUCGUUGAGUAUCUUAAGCCACUGUGUGGGACAGACCCCAUACUUGUUCUAGAGUUCUCCAUGCUUGUUCUUGAAAACUGUCCAACACAAACUAUUGAGCUCUUUCUGUCCGGCAAUAUUCCAGCUGAUAUGGUGAACUCGUAUUUGAAGCAGCAUUCUCCAAACAUGCAAGCUAGAUACUUGGAGCUCAUGCUUGCAAUGAACGAGAAUGCCAUAUCUGGCAAUUUGCAAAGUGAAAUGGUAAACAUCUAUCUCUCAGAGGUGCUUGAUUGGUACACGGAUUUAUGUGCUCAACAGAAAUGGGAUGAGAAGGUUUAUUCCCCAACAAGGAAAAAGCUGUUGUCUGCCUUAGAGAGUAUAUCUGGUUACAAUCCAGAGACUCUGCUGAAACGUUUUCCCCCAGAUGCAUUAUAUGAAGAGCGUGCAAUAUUGUUGGGAAAAAUGAACCUACAUGAACUGGCAUUAUCUUUGUAUGUUCAUAAGCUUAAUGUUCCAGAAAUGGCUUUGUCUUAUUGCGAUCGGGUGUAUGAGUCUAUGCAUCAGACAUCAGUUAAAUAUCCCAACAACAUAUACCUUACGCUUAUGCAAAUCUAUUUGAAUCCUCGGAGGACAACUGCAAGCUUUGAAGACAAAAUUAUAAAUCUGUUGUCCCCUCAGAAUACCACCACACGAAAAGUUGGUUCAGCAACAUCAGUAAAACCUAAAGGAACCCGAGUAACCAAGAAAAUUGCUUCAAUAGAAGGAGCAGAGGACACAAAAGUUAGUUCAAGCAGCACGGACAGUAGCAGGAGUGAUGGGGAUGGGGAUGAAUUUAGUGAGGAUGGUUCUACUAUCAUGCUUGAUAAGGUCCUUGAUUUGUUGGGACGCAGAUGGGACAGAAUAAAUGGAGCUCAUGCCCUUAAACUUUUACCAAGAGAGACUAAAUUACAGGACUUGCUUUCAUUUCUUGGACCCCUUGUUAGAAAAUCCAGUGAAAUGCAGCGUAAUUGCUCAGUCAUCAAGAGCCUGAGACAGAGUGAGAACCUUCAGGUGAAAGAUGAACUCUAUAGUCAGAGGAAAGCAGCUGUGAAGAUAAGCAGUGAAAGCAUGUGUUCUUUGUGCCACAAAAAGAUAGGGACUAGUGUUUUCGCAAUCUACCCGAAUGGGAGCACUCUCGUGCACUUUGUCUGUUUCAGAGAUUCUCAAAAUAUGAAAGCUGUGGCCAAAGGGUCUCAAAUGAGGAGGCGAUUAUGAAAAGGAAACCCAUAUUUCAAUUGUUGGUCCUGUUGUAUCAGCUGUGAGAUCUUUUUCGUUUUUGUUUUGUUCUUCUGAAAAGUGAGAUUUGAUGUGAAUGUUGUCGUGUGUAUCCGGUUUAAUCCCUUUUCUUUUUUGGCGUUGUAAAUAUCGGGUUAGAGACUUACGAGUGUGACACAUUUUUGUAUUUUGAGCAUUGGAAGGGAGCAGUAGAUUUUCCACUCAUUUCCCCUCUCGUGUAUCAUUCAACAUUAUAUCAUUAUAUGAUCGAUGUUAAAUUUCAAUACCUAAUUUUAUGGCUUUCAUCCUGAACUCCGCCCUCGUAGGUAUUUGGUUUGUAAUUUAAGUUCACUCUUGAAAAUCUCAAAAUACUACAUAGUCACGCCUCUUGUAUUUGCUUA
Arachis stenosperma is the source of this 3565-nucleotide messenger RNA. RefSeq names its product vacuolar sorting protein 39. The transcript has 12 exons. Gene Ontology annotation, biological process: autophagy; vesicle-mediated transport; intracellular protein transport. Bases 177 to 3164 code for a protein of 995 amino acids. Gene Ontology annotation, cellular component: membrane; cytoplasm. The record is from RefSeq and is a predicted model, not a curated record. Lineage: Eukaryota; Viridiplantae; Streptophyta; Magnoliopsida; Fabales; Fabaceae. Gene Ontology annotation, molecular function: protein binding.